Messenger RNA from Rhopilema esculentum, 4037 nucleotides. NCBI's taxonomy places the organism in Eukaryota, Metazoa, Cnidaria, Scyphozoa, Rhizostomeae, Rhizostomatidae. The record is from RefSeq and is a predicted model, not a curated record.
UUGAAAGAUAUGGUCACAUCGUUCAGGGCCCACGCCACGAAUUUCAAGCUGGAGGGGCCAAGUUCUAUAAGUCGAACUUGAAUUUAGAACCUCUUUGGAAAUAUUUUUGCUUACCAAAAAGUGAGGGGGCUGGCCCCGCCGGCCUCCGUAUGGUGGCGUGGGCCCUGUCUUUGCAAGUCUAUCCAGCGAGGCCUUUAAAGGAAAGAUCAAAGGACUUUUCAAGAAUUUAAACCCCUUCAAAUUCUUGACCUUUGUAUCUUUGAGUCAGUGAAAUUCGUUGAUCCGGUGUACUGGGAUGACGAGAAAGAUUACAGCGUUUGAGAUUUAACUCUGUUCAUAAUAUCUUUCAAGGCAAUACUGGAAACAGCAGAAUAUGCUUCCAGUUAAAGUUUAAGAUAAAAAGUUUUCACUGCAUGAAGAUCAUUCGAGACGUUUGUAAUGGCUUCUUAAUGUGGAAGCAAUGUCUGAUAUCUGUGACCCAAAAAAAUCUGAAAUCAAACACCAAGAAUUCCCUCAUCUUAUCCUUAUACUUUUUACUCUAUUUGGAAGCACAACUUCUUCUUUCCAAUGUUCAUUCAAAGACCUACCAUGCAAUCACUUUUUCAAUUGUUGUCAUCCUCUACAUCUUUAGUCAGAUUCUUUUUGAGUAAGCUAUCACCACGAAACAUAUCUCGCACCUUCAAAUAACACGUUAAAGAAAAACAAUGGGUUUAGUCGUGAUCCCUGGUGGAGCCCACCUCGUAUUUCAAAAGGAUCCGAAGUCGAACUUUGACUUCUAAGGAGCUGUCUAGUUUCCAUACUGCUCGACCUGACGCCGUAAUUAGUUUACCCUAAAUCUAACCCUAAACCUAACCCUAAACCUAACCCUAACCCUAAACCUAACCCUAACCCUAACCCUUUACUUGAAAUAAUUAUUCAUUCUAAUUUAUAACUAUUAAGCAUGCUUAUUUAUGACUAUCAGGUCGAGAAGAAUAGAAACUAGACAAUUCCGACUUCUAACUUCCAUAUGUAUUUCUCUACCCAUGGUUUAGGUAGUAACUCCUAAAUGUAACUAAGCAAGACUGAAAGUGAAAGAUAACAUAAAAUUGAAUUUGAAAACAAGUGAGAGCUUUUGUAACAAACGAAGCCAAUUUCGAUUACACUAUUACUCAAAAGAAUUAGCCAAAAUAUAGAUUAUGUUUAUUUUGUUUGGCUGGCCAAAUUUGGCCGUCAAACUUGAAGAAUUGUGCCGCCAAUCACUCCAAGCAUCUGGCAACCCAGAUUAGAGAUUAAAACUUUAUCGAUAUCGUACUUUAAGGUAUAGGCCAUGUGAAGAUUAAAACUUUAUCGAUAUCGUACUUUAAGGUAUAGGCCAUGUGAAGAUUAGAACUUUAUCGAUAUCGUACUUUAGGUAUAGGCCAUGUGAAGAUUAAAACUUUAUCGAUAUCGUACUUUAAGGUAUAGGCCAUGUGAAGAUUAGAACUUUAUCGAUAUCGUACUUUAGGUAUAGGCCAUGUGAAGAUUAAAACUUUAUCGAUAUCGUACUUUAAGGUAUAGGCCAUGUGAAGAUUAGAACUUUAUCGAUAUCGUACUUUAGGUAUAGGCCAUGUGAAGAUUAAAACUUUAUCGAUAUCGUACUUUAAGGUAUAGGCCAUGUGAAGAUUAGAACUUUAUCGAUAUCGUACUUUAGGUAUAGGCCAUGUGAAGAUUAAAACUUUAUCGAUAUCGUACUUUAAAGAGUAAGCCACCAGUUCUUCGUUUGUUAAAAACUUUUUAAUAACAAAGUGCACGUGAGUGAAACUUCUAAGCUCCAAUCUUUAUUAAAAAGCAAGCCAAAAAAAGUAUUCAAGAAGGAAGUUGCAAAUUUACAAUGAAAGUUCUGGAAAUUAAAUUGGCAUGGAAAAGAGUCAAUCUCGGCAGACUUGAUGUUUUCGAUCUGACGCGUACGUGUGCCUCCUUGCACUUGAUCUGCGAGGAAAAGCACCAAGUUCGCAUACAUUGACGAUUUAAUAACGGUAUCCCAUGGAAACGGUUGUAAGUGCUAAGGGGGUAGCAUCGUACUUUCUGUCAUUCGUAGUUCUGCGAUAAAGUAAAAACUAAAUAAAUGGCCAACUUCUUAUUGUGGACACCUUGAAUGGUUCCUAUAGAGCAUCUCUUGACAAAGGACAUUUUCUUAGUGUGAACACUACCCCCGUCAUUUUGCAUUGAUAUCAGUAAUAAAAGUUAGAUAAUGUGGCUGAUAUAAAAUUUUCCGGAUGUUACCAGGUAAACCUUAGUCGCAUCCCAGUUUUGAUUCAGUUUCUGUUUUGUACUGUAGCAAUACAUGGCAUAGCGCAAAUUACAAACAUGAGAAAAAUCAGCCGAGUGAGACGAUCUGGAAUUAUCGAUCGUAUUUUGCAGAUUUUCCUGACACUGACUGUUGUAACAACAGCAAUCGUGAAUCUGGUAUAUUUCUCAAACAUGAAAAAGGUUGACUCAAAGCAAGGCACUGUGAUCUCAGAUGAACUAAUUCGCGUCCAAGAUUCAGGCCAUGAGAAGAUCGACUUUGACACCCAAGUGAAAAUAUCAGAGGCUGAUGUUUUAGAUACAAGCCUUGAUGUCAAAAAGAGGGUGCUGCUAACUGCCCAGUCAGGCAAGCAACAUGCCUUCAUUUCAAUUGAUGAUGCAGUUGUUUAUGAGAAAAAAGAGGGCAACAGAGGAAUGCAUAUAAUUGUACUUAGCCAGCAUACGGGGAGUGUUAUGGCAUCUCGUGUUUUUGACACUUAUCUUGCAUCAUACGACAAAGAGAUCAGCGAGUUUCUCUCAUUUGUUUCUCAAGGCAGAGUGAUUGUCUUCCUGACGUUGGAUGAAGCAAGUUUUUCCUUGAAGCAGCAUGCAAGAGAGGUCAUUGCUAGUUAUGGUAGUAAACAUAUAAAGAAAAUUUAUAUCAGGGAUGCUUGGGUUUUCAUCACAGUAAAAGGGGAUAAGCCACUGACAGAAAAAUUUAGCUUGACAACAAAAAGGGGCGGUGUAAUUAGCGACGUUUGGCCUCCUCCAGCCACUGCUCAUGUUUAUUUGCAAUUGGUUCCAAAAGAGAAUGAAUGUAAUUUUGGAUUUGGAGAAGAAGCUGAAAGAAGAAGAAAUUUUUGUAGCAGCCAUGAUGCUUACGGCAAGAUCUGUAAUUGUUCUCACCCAGAGCCAAUUUAUUUCAGUCCCAAGCCUCUUAAAGGUAGCAACAUUACAGAUAUACCAAUAGUAAUUAUGGCUGCGGAGAGGCCGUUCUAUCUGCAUCGCAUGUUAGAUGUUUUCUUGAGGGUGCCAGGGGUAAAUCAUGCGAUGAUUACUGUUUAUAUUGACUGCGAGCAGUGCGAAGAACCUGAGGCCCUUUGUAAACUCUACAAUCUCAAGUUUGUUAGGCAUAACACCAACUGUGGCAGAGUCUGUCGGAUUAGCAACCAUUACAGAAAAACGAUCAAAGAAACCUUUGAUAUGCAUCCGGGUGCAAAGGCCAUGAUUAUUCUUGAAGAAGACCUUGAUGUUUCAAACGAUUUAAUGGACUAUUUUAGUCAGACAUACCCCCUUUUGAUAUCAGAUCCAAGUUUGUUUUGUGUUUCUGCUUGGAAUGAUCAAGGGUAUUCACACGUGGUACAAGACCCAGCGCAGCUUUACAGAAUAAAUGGUAUGCCUGGCCUUGGUUGGUGAGUGGUAUGCAUAAAUAUUCUUUUUUAUUUAGAUGAUGACGAAGAUGGCAAGUCUUUUUUUCAAAACUCCUUACUAAGCUUGCUAGGAAGAAGUAAGGAAGUUUUUGCGACUCGCAGAAGUUGUGUUAAUCGAAUGGGCAGUCAUGUGUUAAUCGAAAAAGUAUUCCCUAUAUCUCCUACCGACAGCAAAGUUUUUGUUUUUCGUUAUUUAAUAUUUGUUCCAGGUUACUAAACAAAAACCAUUAGCAAAUAAGGGUAGGAUGGCCCUCAUAAUGUUCUACCAUUGUCAAUCAUAAGACUGAAGGUGGUGUUCUCUCAUCAUUUGAACCAUUUAGUUUUGGGCUGUCGGUGCGCCAAUCGCAAAGACGGCCAUUAAUA